Messenger RNA from Anneissia japonica, 2126 nucleotides. RefSeq names its product HAUS augmin-like complex subunit 3. The record is from RefSeq and is a predicted model, not a curated record. Gene Ontology annotation, biological process: spindle assembly; centrosome cycle. Gene Ontology annotation, cellular component: HAUS complex; mitotic spindle; centrosome. The transcript is spliced from 14 exons. Bases 88 to 1938 code for a protein of 616 amino acids. NCBI's taxonomy places the organism in Eukaryota, Metazoa, Echinodermata, Crinoidea, Comatulida, Comatulidae.
GCACAAUAUAGCGGCAAAAUAAAAAUAAUAACUGAACAUGAUUUUGAGAUUUUGAUUUGCAUUAAGAGAAAGCAAAAGAAGUUGAUCAUGGACCUUGGCAGGAAGUUAGCUGAAACUAUUAAUAGUUUGGGUUAUAAAGGAUCCCAUGAACUCCAAGCUGCAGAUUUUGAAUGGAUGUGUGAAGAUGAAGAGAUCCUGCCAUUCCUGGAUUGGUUUUGUGGAAACGUUAAUCCAUCCAAUAUCAUCACUCCCGAAGAAAUGGAAGAAUUCCGUGCUCUUGAAGCAUCAGGAGAAGGCAUUCUGGAAGGGGAACAGUUGGAGCAAGCAUUACAAAGCUUAACUAACAUUGAAGAGGAUGAUCUAACAGAGGAUCAACUCAAGAAAGAAAUUGCUGAACUGGAGAGUGAGGUGAAAGCUGCUACAAAACGGAAAGAAAUUCUAAUCCAACAGAGGAACAGACUCAGUGUACACCACACAACCAGGCAGCAUAAGCUCACUAAACUCGGUGCAAUCGAAUCUGCUGCCAAGAAGAAAUACAAAAAGUGCUUAGAGCAGUCUCAUUCUGAUAAUAAUGAGAUGAAUACAGCAUUACAGAACCUUAGCAAAGCAUUUCAAGACGUUAGCUUGCUUUACUCCAGAUCAUCAAAAGAUGAGGGUGCUGACGGUGUGAUGUUCCUAGCGCAUCUCCCACUUCAGGAUUACUAUCGAGCGGAGGAACGCUUUACCCAAGAGCUAACAAAGUACACAAAGAAGCAGUUCUUUGAGGGCAUAACAAGCAUCACUGGCCAGGAUGAAGCCUCUUGGUAUCAGCUACUGGACAUCAGUGACCCAUCAACGUUGGUAUUAAAAGGCGAGAAAGAGCAUGUAACACUCAGCAACUGCAAAGAAAUAGCCCGGCUACAGGCCCUUUAUCCAACAAGUCAGAAGCAGUAUGUGAAGGCCUUAGCUGAACAGACUAGGCUCCAAGCAGCCUGCGACUGUGCUAGGCAGCUGAUCACCUCAAUAGAUCAACAGACAUUCCCAACUAAAGUAGGAGAGUUGAGUCAACAGGUCCAGCAUUUAGAGCAGAGUCUAGAGCAGGCUAGUCGCCAUGCAAGUACAUUAGCGGAGAAUGACCUACCACAACUGAUUGAUAAAAAUGCAGCACUGCAACAGACUGAGAUCCUGUUUGGUGAUUACAACCUCAAGAUUGCUAGGCAGGAGUAUUUCACAUCCAAACAAGAUGAGGUGAUAAAACAACUGACACUACAAAGAUCACGGCACGAGUUUCUCAGCAUGGCGUUCGAGACGGAGGCUGCAUCGCUGCGUGAAACCCACCGUCUACUAACAGCUGCCAGGGAUUUCCUUGAUACUAACCUGAAGAAGCAUCAAGCUCAAAUGGCUUUACUUAAUGACCCAAGUCUGCAGCCUACUCCACCCAGGGCAACGAUAGAUUCCAGGGAUCAAUUUGUUACACGGAUGUAUCAAAUUCUAUACUCUUCAGAUGAAUAUGAGGAGCGGUCGAAAAAUCAGCUGUUUUUGACGUAUGAGGAUCUCCUUGAGGGCGCCAAACAACUUGCCAGUAACCUAGCUAGUCUCCAAUCAUCUUUGGCAUCUACCAACAGCGAUCAAGAUUCUAGACUAACAGAACUUGAGCAUAGCCUGAAGGUUUGUGAAGAUAUAGUAUAUGCAGGAUCAGCUAGCAAGGGAGGUCAACCAGCGCUCAGCCCACAACCCAUCGUACAUGCCAUCAACCAGCUAGACCAAGCACUACAGAGCUUAGAGAAGAGUAUUUUGGAUAUUAUGACAGAGUACAGUACCAAGAAAAAGUUACUGCAUGAUGAUCCCCUGCUUGCCCGGCAAAGGACUCUUUACACAAGCUUCUUCACGAACCAGGGCAAGUUGAGACGGACGUUAGAUGACUUAUCACAGCAGCUGCAAGCGCAGAUGGUGGAAUAAGAUGCAACACUGUAUAUUACCGAUAAAUACGAUGGGACACUGCAUGUUAUAGACAAAAUAAGAUGCGACUCUGUUGUUAGAUAAAUUGCAAAUGUAAAAAUAUAUAAACAAUUACUGUAUAAUAAUCAUGUAUAAUGAAGGCAUUUGCUGUAUGUGUGUAAUAAUAUAAUAAAGAGCUAUACUACUUA